This is a messenger RNA of Brassicogethes aeneus, 2696 nucleotides long. Lineage: Eukaryota; Metazoa; Arthropoda; Insecta; Coleoptera; Nitidulidae. The record is from the annotation of a GenBank genome assembly.
UAAUUUUACGUGCAUGUUUAUUAUGCGAUGACUAAAAUGGUGGUCAUACAAAUUAUAAUCGGGGCUUAGAUAUGGAUUUUGUACAUAUCUAUGAUUGAACACCUUUAAUUUAAGUGUAAAUUUAUUUACUUAAUACGAUUACGUGUUUUAGUGUUUUCUUGAAAAUUAGUGCCUGAACAUUUAGGUUUUAGAAAUGUCUUCAGAUGAAGAAAAGCCCCCAGCACCUCCUGUUCGGUUGACAUCAAACAGGGGCACCGAAUCAGUUAACAGUCAAAUAGCAGUAGAUAGACCACUACCCAAAGAACCCGAAGACGCAGAUAAGAAAAAGAAAACGCCGAAAAUGAAGAAAACUGCAAAGCUGUCCGGGUACGCGUCGGACAAGCCCAACAUCUCUUAUCCAACCAAUUUUGAACACACUGUUCAUGUGGGCUUUGAUCCUAUUUCUGGGGAGUUUACGGGCAUGCCUGAGGCCUGGUCGCGACUUUUAAUGAACUCAAACAUCACCAAACAAGAACAAAAGAACAAUCCGCAAGCAGUCGUUGACGUUCUUACCUUCUACGAUAUUAAUUCGAAGGAACCUACCAACACCAAGUAUAUGACAAAGACCACUACCACUACGCAUUCUGGAUCAUCACUGAGUCGAGUGUCAAGCUCGAGUCCCAGCAGUACCACGCCUACCGAUGGUGAGAGCGGGCCCGUGUUUCACAGUCAAGGGUUCGCGCCAAAUUCGGAGAUCGAGGACGAAGCCCCCCCGCCCCCGAUUGCAAGCAGGCCAGAACGCACCAAAAGUAUCUACACCAAGCCGAUCGAGGAGGCGAACACGACGGCGCCGCACGCGUUGGGCACGCCGCCGCACAGCCUGAGCCCGGCGCACGCCGCCCCCAACACCACGCCGACGCACGCUGCCGCCGCCAACUCGAACGGCGCGAGCACGCUGGCGGCGCCGCUGCUCGACCGCAACAAGAACCAGGCGGGGCCGGAGGUGUCGCGGGCCGCCUCCGAGAAGCGCAAGAAGAAGAUGUCGGACGAGGAGAUCCUCGAGAAGCUGCGCUGCAUCGUCUCGGUGGGCGACCCGACGAGAAAGUACAUCAAGUUCGACAAGAUCGGACAGGGGGCUUCCGGUACAGUAUUCACUGCGAUAGAUAAUUCAACUGGGAUGCAGGUUGCGAUAAAGCAAAUGAACUUGUCGCAGCAACCGAAAAAAGAACUGAUCAUCAAUGAAAUUCUAGUCAUGAGAGAAAAUAAGCACGGCAACGUUGUAAAUUAUUUAGACAGUUAUUUAGUGAAUGAGGAACUCUGGGUUGUGAUGGAAUAUUUACCAGGCGGUUCCCUGACUGACGUAGUUACUGAAACUUGUAUGGAUGAGGGGCAGAUAGCCGCCGUGUGUCGAGAGGUGUUGCAAGCGUUGGAUUUUCUGCAUUCCAAUCAAGUCAUACACAGGGAUAUCAAGUCGGAUAAUAUCUUGCUUGGGCUCGAGGGAUCCGUCAAACUAACCGAUUUUGGUUUUUGUGCUCAAAUUAGUCCCGAACAAUCAAAACGAACCACUAUGGUUGGGACACCAUACUGGAUGGCCCCUGAAGUUGUGACAAGAAAGCAAUAUGGGCCUAAGGUUGACGUUUGGUCUCUGGGUAUUAUGGCCAUAGAAAUGAUAGAGGGCGAACCGCCGUAUUUGAACGAAAAUCCCUUGCGCGCCCUCUACCUUAUAGCCACCAACGGAAAACCCGACAUCAAGGACAAAGACAAGCUAUCGAAGGUCUUCCAAGAUUUCUUAGACGAGUGUCUGGCCGUCGACGUCGACAAAAGGGCGUCUGCGCGAGACCUACUAAAACACCCGUUCUUAAAACAAGCGAGGCCGCUUACCAGCUUGACGCCUCUGAUUCUGGCAGCUAAAGAAGCAGCCAAGGGGCACUGAUAGUUAUUAUAAAUGCCUUUGGGGCAUUUUACGUAAAAAUAUUAUUCCCCCCUUCCCUUUAACUUUCGGCCAGGGUCAACCAUACCCCAAGUUAUGCUAAAAUAUACAAAACUAUUUUUAUUCUUAUCAAGUUAGAAUAGUGUUUUGGGUUGUGGUGACCCCAGUGUGAUUCUCCUGAGGUGCGAUCGUUAAGGGUCAAUUUGACAAGUGUGGUGUUGCAUUCAAUAGGUAGAAUGCCACGUACAUAAUCGUGCCGUAUAGAUUGUGGGCAUGACGACUUUUGACUAACCAAUUACAAUUAGUUUGUGGUAUAAGAAACGCUGCUAUUGGAAAGACAAAACCGGGAAUCUAUGCAGCAUUUUUCAACGGAUUUGACCAUCCUGUAUUAUGUAUUAUUGAAUCAAGGUAAAAAGAAAUAGCAAGCAAAUCAAAAAGUUUCUUGUUUUAUAGUUUGUAACGUGUCCUAUGGUUGGUAGUUAUGGCUUAUUCUAGCUUUAAUUUACCAUCUUCAAAUAAUAUUAAUUUGUAACCUCUUGGGUAGGGUUUUAAAAUUUCCGGAAAAAUUGAGCCGGCGGAAAAAAACUGAAAAUUUUCAGAAAAAUUGACUUGCAUUUUUUUCAUUUUAUUCAAUGGCUAAUACGAAAAAAAUGAAGUGAAUUUUUCGAAAAAUUUCUUAAUACACUGGUAUCAAACAGUGAAUUUUGAUUGAAUCAUAUAUACAAUAUAUCGAUGACUUUCUGCCAAAGUAUCGCAAGCAAAAUAACUGAAAUUUCGGGAAUUGAAA